This is a messenger RNA of Mycena citricolor, 1623 nucleotides long. The record is from the annotation of a GenBank genome assembly. Lineage: Eukaryota; Fungi; Basidiomycota; Agaricomycetes; Agaricales; Mycenaceae.
CCUGCUUCCUCCCCUCAUGCUCAGAUCGAGAACCCGAAGCGCCAGCAUUCCGAAUCUGCCGCCGUUUGACCCUCUGUCACACAAGCCGCCUAAAAUCACCGAAUUCAAACCGUCAACCUCGCACUCAUAUCCACCAUUCCGCCGGACCUCAAGAAUACGCAAGCGCACUUUUUUCUGUCUACUGGGUCUCCUCGCCGUGCUGUAUCUCCUCCGUCCCACCUCUCCCACUGCUUCAAGCUCCCGGGAUAUAACGGAGCGCCUCAAGAGCCUCCGCAAGAGCCCCUACGUCGAUCGUGCAAUUCUGGACGUCCUGGCCGACCUCGAAACCGAACGAGAUCCAGACGAACGGGCGACCUACUACGCACGAGACCACAGCAAGCCGGGUCCCUGGCCCCCCCUCGUGACGCGCAUACCCGAAGUCAAGCCUGUGCACCUCGCCCCUCAAGAUUUGCGCUGUGUCGACUGCGACCAGUUCCUCUUUGUGCUGCGCGUGGCCGAGCAAGAGUCCAAGGCGCACAUCCAUCUGGAGCAGAUCUUGGAGCUUGGGCGGGCGUUGAACAGGACGGUCGUGCUGCCAAACGUUGGUAAAAGCCGCGUGGGGGCAUGCUUCCGGUGGAACUUUGAAGUGUACUAUGAGCUGCCUGCGGAAGGUGUGAUCAAGCCCGAUAUGUUCAAAAGAUGGCUGGAGAUAGAGAAUCCAACUGGGCGAGUCGUCUCGUUUGCACAAGCGGAGGGAAGGGACCAAGCCACGGUUGAAGUCGUGCAUGAGAGCUCGACAGAGCAUGGGUUUCCUCCUUGCUUCGAGCGGACUCGCCGUUUGCUGCGUCUAGAGGAUGAUUCAGCGCUGCAAGUCAACAUCAAAGCGUCUGCUGACCCAACUGAAGUCAUUCAAGCCCUUUCACUGGACGCAAGUGUCCUCGUGCUUUCCUGGGAUCUGCGGCAUCCAAUAUUCCCUCAAGUCGCACAUCCGCUCACAUAUGCCUCUCACCUGCAUCAGCUUGCUGCCGCUCUGGCGCCUUCGUCGCCUUAUGUCAUGAUGCACUGGCGCAUGGAAGGUGUCCCACCUGCAGGUCUCGUCCAUUGCGCUCACGCUGCUGUCGACCUCCUCGCUGGCCUUCCGAUGCAGACUGUCUGGCUCGCUAGCGACUACCCCUUUCCCAUCCGCUCUACUCUGGACGAGCAAGAUCACGAUUCUAUGGCUCUCGUCUCAAAGUCCGGAACGUUCCGCGACGUUGGUCGCCUCCACGCAGCGGCCAUGGGUAUUCUCGGGGACGCUUUCGCUGAGGGUGGCCUGCUCGAGGACUGGACCGUGGCCGAGUUGACGCAGGCGCGACUGGAUGGCUUGCGCGUCGACCAUGUGAUGUGGGAGCCGGACAUCUUGGACGAUCCGGGUGUGAGAGCCAUCGUCGAUAAGCUCGUUGGCAUCGGAGCGUCUGCAUUUGUGAGUGGUGCGGCUCGUUGUGCGAGAGUCAGCUCGUUCACAAGACAGAUCGUUCAGGCACGGAACAAUCGUACGGAUGCAGUCUACAAUGUCGUCGACUACUUUGAAUGAACUCGUCUCCCAUCCUGUGCUGCGUCAGAUUUCAGGGCCGGUCAUGACAGUUCCCCCAGUGUGUAAUUGGA